This is a messenger RNA of Rhinichthys klamathensis goyatoka, 1611 nucleotides long. RefSeq names its product tetraspanin 13b (gene tspan13b). Bases 173 to 784 code for a protein of 203 amino acids. Gene Ontology annotation, cellular component: membrane. The record is from RefSeq and is a predicted model, not a curated record. The transcript has 6 exons. Lineage: Eukaryota; Metazoa; Chordata; Actinopteri; Cypriniformes; Leuciscidae.
ACCUCUCACGCAUCAGCGUUCACUGUGAAUUGGUCUGAACCACACGCGUAUUUUCUCCUUGCUCAACUACAUUUUCUUCUCUUAAAUUGUUCGAUUUGCUUGUCAUGUAACUGAAAUUUCCAGAGGCGUUUUAUACAGGUGAAAGCUUUUGUCCGGAAAAAAAACAUUCAAGAUGGGUUGCGCUGGAUUCACCUGCUCCAAGAAUUCCCUGUGCGCGCUCAACAUCCUCUAUGUUAUGGUGAGCUUGCUGAUGAUUGGCAUCGCUGCCUGGGGGAAGUGUUUUGGGCUGGUGUCGAGCUUCCAGGUGGUGGGUGGCAUCAUUGGAGUGGGGGUCUUCCUCUUCUUUGUUGCCCUUGCUGGACUUAUUGGUGCCAUGAAGCACCACCAGGUUCUGCUGUUCUUUUACAUGAUUAUCCUGUUCCUGGUGUUUGUAGUUCAGUUUUCAGUGUCUAGUGCGUGUCUGGCUAUCAAUGAGGACCAGCAGAAUCACCUUCUGGAGGUGGGCUGGAAUAACUCUCUGACCACUCAGAGGGACGUGGAGAAGAGUCUGAACUGCUGCGGUUUCUCUCACAUGGACAUCAAUGGAAGCUGUGCCGCACCCUGCUUCCAUUACAGCACUUGCACCACAUGUGCAGCAAAGAUCCAGGAGCACGCCGGCGAGGUGCUGCGCUUCGUCGGAGGGAUCGGUCUCUUCUUCAGCUUCACUGAGAUUCUGGGUGUUUGGCUGACUUAUAGGUACAGAAACCAAAAGGACCCACGGGCGAAUCCAAGCGCCUUCCUGUAGAUUCGAAUCGUAUUAUGUCGUCUGACCACUGGAAUUCUCAAUCGAGCUGUUAAAGAGAGUGUGUGUGUUUGCUUUUACUGAAGAGGAGACCAGCCUGCGUGUUCUUGCUGCUAUAUAUUAUUAUGUGCUUGAUUUUUCAAGAGUACAGUGUGAAUGUACUGUACAUCAUGAGACUGUACUUAUAAGAAUUCCUCUCUAUGAAAGAAUAGAACACCAAAUACUAGUAUGCAGUACUUACACUAAUGGGCUAAACAACAAAGACCAUUUGAUUUUAUGUUAUCAGUUUUAUCUUAUGUGGUAAAACACUUUAACAGAAAAUGAGCUGCUGUGAUCAAGACGUGCAGUGUGAGCAUGACACUAUUUAUGUUGUUUAUAUAUAAAUAUUGAAUUUGACAAUAUCAGAAUGUAUCCAUUUCAAUUCCACAUUGAUUUCUGAUAAUAAAUGCACACAUUUACAAUUAGCAUGGAUGACAGUAAAAGUUGCUCGGAAACUGUUAGUAUGCUAGAUACAUUAUUUGGACUUCAUAAUUAGUAUGAAAAAUUUAAAGAACUCAAUUACAUAUAAAGAUUAAUGGAUGAAUGUUUUUUUUGAGCACUGUUUAAUGAUCUCGGAUUUCUUAUUACAUAUUUAUCUGCCUAUUUUCGUUAUAUGUGUGUGUGUUAGUUUCACUGACUUGAUUGUGUGUAUUGUUUUUGCUUCUUGCAUGAAUUCCUCAUUGAAAUGUACAUCUAUAUCCAACAAUGGUUCUGUGAACUGCUCUCUCAAGCAUUUGAAAUAAAAAAAAAUAAAGACUCUGUGGACACAAUUGCACUUUGGCCAAUUUUGU